AUGGAUGAUCGUUUUAAGUCUGGGAAUCUCCAGCUGGACGACCGUCUAAAACAAAGUUUUCCGUACAUGAGUAAUGUUGAGAGAGUUGGGGAUAUUGAGGGUAAAACUUAUGGUACGAAGGGUUUUUCUGGCAGGAGCAUUAACAUUGAUGGCAAUCCUUUAGCUCCGAGACGUGGGGUUAUCAGGAACAAUGAUCAGGAGCCGAGACCGAUUAACGUUAUUGAUGAGCUUGAGAAAAUUACUGUUCCAAUCCAGCUUCAGAGUAGUAUUGAUCAGAUUCUUGAUGAUAAGCCGGAGAAUAGCACCAAACCAGGGUCGUAUGCUGAUAUGGUUAAGCAAAAGACAUCCCCGAAACGGGAAGUUAAUUUCAGGAAGCUAGAAGCGUUGGAGAAGGUGCAAGAUGCUGAUGUAGUUAUUCCUCGUGAGGUAAUUCGAAAAGUUCAGGAAAAACUUGAUAAUAUUUUGUUUGGUUAUUUCUUGGGGGAUAGGCUUCCUUUUCCGGUAGUUGAUUAUUAUGCAAAGAAUGCCUGGUCAAAGUUCGGGUUUGUUAAAGCGAUGAUGAAUUCUAGUGGCUUCUUUUUCUUUAAAUUCGAUUCAAAGGAGGGGAUGGCUAAGGUUCUUGAAGGGGGGCCAUGGCUGAUUAGGAAGGUGCCAUUGUUUCUAAAUGUCUGGUCUCCAUCUAUAAGCCUUAAAAAAGAGGGUAUUAAAUCGGUUCCGGUGUGGGUUAAGUUACAUAAUGUACCGAUAGCUGUUUACACGGAUGAUGGGCUCAGCUUACUAGCGUCCAAGAUAGGAGUUCCAAAAAGAUUAGAUAGUUAUACUACGGACAUGUGUGCUGAGAACUGGGGGAGGAGCAGUUUUGCCAGGGCUUUAAUUAAAAUCAAUGCGGAGAAUGAGAUAAAGGAUCAUAUCACUAUUGCAAUUCCGAAACUUGAUGAGGAGGGUUAUUUAAUGGAGAGAGUGGAUGUGGAGUAUGAAUGGAAACCAUUACGGUGCUCUUUGUGUUGUGUGUUCGGACAUAAUGACCAAAACUGUAGUAAGAAUGCUCAGAGCAAGAAGAAACAGGUGGUUGUUGAUGAUGAGGGUUUUAUUUCAGACAAGAGGAAGACGAUUAGAUUGAAACCAGUGCAGAAAAAUCAAAAGCCGAAAAUUAUCUACAAGCCUAAGAUAAAUAAAACAGGGCCGAGCACUUCAGGUACAAAAGAUGAUAAGCUGAAUAAUGAUAAAGCUGGUAACGUUAAUAUAAAGAAUUCUUUUGAGGUGCUUUCAAAGAAUGAUGGAGAUGCAGAUGUGUUAGAUCCUGAUGACGGGUUGGAAACAAGACCGGUAAUGAAUAAUGCAAGCGGGUGCCAAGUGCACAUUGAUGAUGAGGUUGUGGAUUCGGUUCCUACUGAAAUGUCCAAGGGUUUGAACCAACCCCUGAAACAAAAUGAGGUUCGGAUUCUUUUGUCUGAAAAUAAGUUAGCUGUUUGUGCCAUUCUGGAAUCUCAUGUCGAUAUCAGGAAGCUUGAUAAAGUUUGUAAAGGGGUCUUCAGGAAUUGGAGUUGGACGUCCAAUGGUAACUUGUGUGAUCGUGGUACUAGAAUAAUUUUGGGAUGGAAUUCGGAUGAUGUUGAUGUCAUGGUUUUGUCUCAAACGGACCAGGUUAUUCAUGUUCAACUUCACUACAAGGCUUGUAUGAAAGUUAUUUUUUGUUCGUUUGUGUAUGCGAAGAAUAAUUAUCAGGAUAGACGAGGGCUUUGGAAUAACCUUUGUAAGCAUAAGGGCUUAUCUCAUGAUAAACCAUGGGUAGUUAUGGGAGAUUUUAACUCAGCUCUGCAUCAUGAAGAUUCUAUAUGCGGUUCAUCCACUCAAACUAUUAGUAUGCGAGAAUUUUAUGAUUGUGUUCAGGUAACGGAGCUGAUUGAUAUUAUGGGCCAUGGGUUGCAUUUUACGUGGAACCAGAAGCCUAAGGAGGGAAUUAGGUUGAUGAAAAAGAUUGAUCGGGUGAUGGGUAAUAUGAAGUUCUUAGAGACAUGUCCGGACGCUUUUGUGCUUUAUCAUCCUUUCCGUGUUUCGGAUCAUACUCCGUGUAUUUUAAGGAUGGGAAAUCCGACCAAGGCUAAGCCGAAAUCUUUUAAAUUUGCAAACUUUAUCACUUCUAAACCAGAAUUCAGGUCUUCGGUUGAGCAGGAGUGGAGGAAAACGAUUAAUGGGGUGGCUAUGUACUCGGUUACUAAGAAACUUAAGAAUUUGAAGCCGUUUUUGCGGAGAAUUCUGUUUCGACAAGGUAAUCUGCAUGAUAAAGUAUCUGAGUUGAGAAGUAAAUUGGAUGAAUACUUAAAAGAAUUCAAGUCAGCGGCGUAUGAUGAGGAAUGUUUUCUAAAGCAAAAGGCUAAAGUGGAAUGUGUGAAAUGUAGAAAUGCUAGAUCAAAAAUACAAUCUAUUAAGGAUGUUGCUGGCAACCGGUUUGAGGGUGAAGAUGUGCCGAUUGCUCUAGUCAACCAUUAUGCAAACUUUCUGGGCAAGGAGGACCAAGUUAUUCAUUUUAAUCAGGAGGAUCUUUUUGUUAAUGUUCUUAGUCCUGCUGUUGCUGAUAAUAUGGUUCGACAGGUUACUCGUGAAGAAAUCAAGAAAGCUAUGUUUAGUAUUGGCGAGAAUAAAGCUCCGGGUCCUGAUGGUUAUACGUCGGCUUUUUUUAAACAUACAUGGGAUAUUGUGGGUGAUGAAAUUACUAUGGCCAUCUUAGAAUUUUUUGAUAAUGGUAAGAUUUUGAAGCAACUUAAUCAUACUAUUCUGGCUCUUAUUCCAAAAGUGGAGACUCCGGAUUCGGUUCUGGAUUAUCGUCCUAUCUCUUGCUGUAAUGUCUUAUACAAGUGUAUCAGCAAGAUAAUUACAGAUAGAUUGAAAGGGAGUCUGGGUGAUUUGGUUAGUAUCAAUCAGUCUGCCUUUGUUCCGGGUAGGAAAAUAUCUGAUAACAUCCUGCUUACUCAAGAAUUGAUACACAAUUAUCACUUGAAUCGGGGUCCGGCUAGAUGUGCGUUCAAAAUAGAUAUCCAAAAGGCUUAUGAUACCGUUAGUUGGGCGUUUCUGGAGGAUGUUUUGCAUGGCUUUGGGUUUCACCAAAAGAUGGUCGCGUGGAUUAUGGCUUGUAAGAUUAUUAACGUUUCCUUCGCUGAUGAUUUAUUCAUUUUUGUGCAUGGGGAUGUUGUUUCGGUGAAAAAGGUUCGAGAUGCGAUUGAGAAAUUUACUAACCUUUCUGGUCAGCAAAAAGCACGGCUUACUUCUGAAGGGUCGUUGCCGGUCAGGUAUCUGGGGGUCCCGUUAAUUUCAUCCAAGUUAGCCUUUAAAGAUUGCAAACCUCUUCUAGAUCGGAUGGAGAAGAGAAUUAAUAGCUGGUUGAAUAAGUCGCUAUCUUUUGCUGGUAGACUACAACUUAUUAACUCUGUCUUGUCAGCCAUGCAUAUCUAUUGGGCAUCCGUUUUUAUUAUUCCUUCUCGGGUCAUCAGUGAUCUUGAGAAGCUUAUGCGACGGUUUUUAUGGAAUGGUAACAAUCUGGGUAGAGUUAAGGCGAAAGUCUCUUGGGCUGAUGUUUGCUUGCCGAAGAGUGAGGGUGGUUUAGGCAUAAAGUGUAUUUCGGAUGUGAAUAAGGCCCUUAUGACUAAUCAUAUCUGGAGCAUUCUGGUUAAUAGGAAGUCUCUUUGGGUUCAAUGGAUACAUACACACAAAUUGAAGGGUAGGAGUUUUUGGGAUAUCAACACAAAGAGAAUAACUAAUGCGGGCUUCAACAUCUCAUCUUCUAUUUUGGAUCUAAUUGAUGAAAACGGAAACUGGAGGUGGCCGCAGGCUUGGUAUGAUUUAUACCCGGUUUUGAUUGGGUUAAAUGUUCCUCAAUUGAUGCAAAAUAUGGUGGACCGAACGGUUUGGAAAGAUUUGGAUGGGAACUCAUGCUCGUUUCGUUCAUCAGAAGUGUGGCAUGCUAUUCGGUGUAGGCAGAACCCAGUCUCCUGGGUUGAUGGGGUAUGGUUCUCUCAAUGCAUCCCACGACAUUCAUUUCACUUAUGGUUAGUCAUAAAGAAUAAACUUAAAACCCAAGACCGGCUUGUUGCUUGGGAGGCGGGAAGUGUAACGAAUUUAAACCUCAUGUGUUGUCCGCUGUGUAGAACCAAUCGGGACUCUAGAGAUCAUUUGUUUUUUCAGUGCUCGUUUGCUUCAAAAGUGUGGAACGAAGUUAAGAAUAUGGUUCAAAUGGGUAAUGUUGAUAGCACUUGGCAAUCGAUUAUGACAUGGAUGGAACAAAAUGCAAGCUCGAAGAAGACGGGGCAUAUUAUAUGCAAGCUGGUUAUUGCGUCUUCGACUUACUUCAUAUGGCAAGAGCGAAAUAAUUGCCUAUUUUCCAAUGUUUUUGCUGAUCAGAAUGUGGUGAUUCAGAGGAUUAAGGAAGUUGUCCGUUUACGGUUAAUGGGGUUCAAGUUUCGAAGACAAUCGAGUAUUGAGACUCUACUAAGGACAUGGAAGAUCGGUUCGAAUGAUGAGGCAAACGAUCCAGGCUAG
Helianthus annuus (common sunflower) is the source of this 4533-nucleotide messenger RNA. RefSeq lists its product as uncharacterized. The coding region runs from base 1 to 4533 and encodes 1510 amino acids. Lineage: Eukaryota; Viridiplantae; Streptophyta; Magnoliopsida; Asterales; Asteraceae. The transcript is spliced from 6 exons. The record is from RefSeq and is a predicted model, not a curated record.